This is a messenger RNA of Helobdella robusta, 591 nucleotides long. RefSeq lists its product as hypothetical. Lineage: Eukaryota; Metazoa; Annelida; Clitellata; Rhynchobdellida; Glossiphoniidae. Gene Ontology annotation, molecular function: DNA-binding transcription factor activity, RNA polymerase II-specific; RNA polymerase II cis-regulatory region sequence-specific DNA binding. The record is from RefSeq and is a predicted model, not a curated record. The coding region runs from base 1 to 591 and encodes 196 amino acids. Gene Ontology annotation, cellular component: nucleus. Gene Ontology annotation, biological process: regulation of transcription by RNA polymerase II; positive regulation of DNA-templated transcription; cell fate specification. The transcript is spliced from 6 exons.
AUGAGGGACUGCCCUGUGGUACACCUCGAACACAAGGACCUCUGGAAUCAAUUCAAUAGCAUUGGAACCGAAAUGGUCAUCACUAAAUCUGGGAGACGAAUGUUCCCGCCGUUUAAGCUCACAGUUUCUGGAUUGGACAAGAAAGCCAAGUACAUCCUCUUGAUGGAUAUCGCACCUCUGGAUGAUUGCAGAUAUAAAUUCCACAACUCGAAAUGGAUGGUUGCCGGAAAAGCUGAUCCCGAGAUGCCCAAACGGAUGUACAUACACCCGGACUCACCAUCCAAUGGUGAACAAUGGAUGACCAAGCCUGUCUCAUUCCACAAACUCAAACUUACCAACAACAUAUCUGACAAGCAUGGCUUCACCAUCUUAAACUCCAUGCACAAGUACCAGCCGAGGUUUCACGUGGUAAGGGCAAAUGACGUCAUGCAGAUGAGUCUGCAUGCAUUUCGCACAUUUCUAUUUCCUGAGACCCAAUUCAUCGCAGUCACCGCCUACCAAAAUGAUAAGAUAACUCAAUUGAAGAUUGACAACAAUCCGUUCGCGAAGGGCUUCAGAGAUUCCGGAAGUGGUAGACGAGAAAAGAAGUAA